AUGGGAGGAUUUUCUUCAUUGCGACUGAGAGGAUUAUCUUCAUAUGGACUGAGUGAAUUAUCCGCAGUGCAGAUGGGAGGAUCAUCUUCAGAGCAGCUGGGAGGAUCAUCUCAGAGCGAUUGGAGGAUUUUUAAAGAAGAAACUGAGAGGAUUAACUUCAAAGCUUCUGGAGGAUUAUCUUCAGAUGGGAGGAUUAUUUCCAGAGCGUUGGUGGAUUAUCUUCAUAAGCGGCUGGGAGGAUAUCUUCAGAGUGGCUGUAGAGGAGCAUGGGGAUCUGGUCUUUUUCCAUGCCUAGAAGGUGCCUCGAUUGAAGAUUCUGGAGCCCAAAAGCAGUUUCGUAUCCCUUAUCUUCAAUCCCAGGAAUAUGCAAGUGAGAAGCUGAAGAAAAGAGAAGGAUAUAGCAGAAGGGAUAGAAGAGAGAUCAGAAGACAGAGGAAGACGUUUGCCUGGGACACUCUCAUGAGGGUUGGGAGUAUUAUCUUUGGAGCGGCUGGGAGGAUUAUCUUCAAAGUGCCUGGUUUAUUUUUGGAGCCCUUUGAGGAUUAUCUUCAGAGCAUCUGGGAGGAUUAUCUUCAAAGCAGAUGGAUUAUCUUCAGAGCGGCUUGAUUAUCUUCCGAGAGGUUGGAUUAUCUUCAGGUCGGAUGGGAGGAUUACGCGUCAGAACGGCUGGGAGGUGUAUCUUCAGGCUAUUGACACAUGUGGAUUUUCACAGAGGUUCGCAACGCGGUUU
This is a messenger RNA of Xenopus laevis (African clawed frog), 730 nucleotides long. RefSeq lists its product as uncharacterized. The coding region runs from base 1 to 606 and encodes 201 amino acids. The transcript has 5 exons. The record is from RefSeq and is a predicted model, not a curated record. Lineage: Eukaryota; Metazoa; Chordata; Amphibia; Anura; Pipidae.